UUUUAAAGUGUGUGAUGUCAAUAUUUAUUGCUGCCGAAGCCCUACCUCCCCAACCCACGCCAGCACUCCCACCCCAACCGCCAGCCCCACAACCACAACCGGCUCCUCAUCAACCAAGGCAACGGAGGCGUGCUAGGCCACCAAUUUUCCGACCCCGUGUCCUACUUUUUGGGAUGCCAGAUGAUGUGGUUGUACGUAGAUACAGGCUGCCACCACAUCUAAUCCUAGACACUCUCUCCAUAAUAGAGAGUGAUCUGGAGUCUGAAAUUCGGUAUCCUACAGCAAUACCACCAUUGACACAAUUCCUUGCUGUGUUACAUUUUUUGGCUACAGGCUCUUAUCAGCAUGUGGUAGGAGACCUGGUUGGCAUGUCGCAGGGCCAGUUCAGUAAGGUCCUGCGGCGUGUCUGCCAGGCUUUCCUAAAGCGUGUGAAGCAAUUUAUUGCUAUGCCUUUGGAUGUUGGUGCCCUAGAUGUGGUGAAGCGGCAAUUUGAGGAAGGUGGUAGUCGCUUCCCACAUGUUAUUGGGGUUGUGGAUGGCACACAUGUAGCUAUUCAGCCACCAAAACAUAAUGAAGAAAUUUAUAGAAACAGGAAACUGUUUCAUUCUCUGAAUGUAAUGGUUGUUUGUGGGCCAUCCCUCCAGAUCCUUUCCCUGAAUGCAAAGUUUACUGGAAGUUCCCAUGAUGCGUAUGUCAUUAGACAAUCAGGGAUAUGGCACAGAUUAAGAUCAAGUCAACGAGCAGACAUGUGGUUAUUGGGAGACCGUGGAUAUCCUUGCACCCCCUGGCUCAUGACUCCUUACCGUAAUCCCAGGCCAGGACCACAGACGGCAUUUAACUCCGCGCUUACUGCCACUAGGCAGCUGGUGGAGCGCACAAUUGGGGUCCUUAAAGGGCGGUUUCGUGUGCUCCACCGCACUGGUGGCGACAUCAUGUAUUCGCCGGAGAUGGCAAGUAAACUAGUGGUCCUGUGCGCUAUACUACACAACAUCGCGGUAAGGAGUAGCGUAGAGCUUCCUCAGACAGAGGAAUUGCCUGAUGAGGAGCCAGGGGUUGUCCGACACUUCGGUGGGGGGAGUGUUACACGGAGGGGGAGCCAAGUCAGGGCAAGCAUUGUUGCGGAAUAUUUCAGCUGAAUGAUCACACAAACUGUGGACGACCACAACGGCAAGCAACACAUGAGGCACCAUCUCAGCCCCCUUCCCCUUCUCACUCCCCCUCCACUUCCCAGUCCCCCUCCCCUUCUCACUCCCCCUCCCCUUCCCAAUCCCCCUCAGCUUCCCAGUCCCCCUCAGCUUCCCAAUCCCCCUCUGCUUCCCAGUCCCCCUCAGCUUCCC
This is a messenger RNA of Pseudophryne corroboree (corroboree frog), 1337 nucleotides long. RefSeq names its product putative nuclease HARBI1. The transcript has 4 exons. Bases 15 to 1136 code for a protein of 373 amino acids. The record is from RefSeq and is a predicted model, not a curated record. NCBI's taxonomy places the organism in Eukaryota, Metazoa, Chordata, Amphibia, Anura, Myobatrachidae.